Molecule: messenger RNA, 1100 nt
Organism: Oncorhynchus keta (chum salmon)
Lineage: Eukaryota; Metazoa; Chordata; Actinopteri; Salmoniformes; Salmonidae
Exons: 3
Coding region: 417-1100 (227 amino acids)
Source: RefSeq, a predicted model, not a curated record
CUCUUCUCUGUAUCACGGAGGCGCUCUGCACUGCUAAAGCUAACUCUCUCUCCUCUGCUCUCAUCCUUCUAGACCUAUCGGCUGCCUUCGAUACUGUGAACCAUCAGAUCCUCCUCUCCACCCUCUCCGAGUUGGGCAUCUCCGGCGCGGCCCACCUGACAGGUCGCUCCUACCAGGUGGCGUGGCGAGAAUCUGUCUCCUCACCACGCGCUCUCACCACUGGUGUCCCCCAGGGCUCUGUUCUAGGCCCUCUCCUAUUCUCGCUAUACACCAAGUCACUUGGCUCUGUCAUAACCUCACAUGGUCUCUCCUAUCAUUGCUAUGCAGACGACACACAAUUAAUUUUCUCCUUUCCCCCUUCUGAUGACCAGGUGGCGAAUCGCAUCUCUGCAUGUCUGGCAGACAUAUCAGUGUGGAUGACGGAUCACCACCUCAAGCUGAACCUCAGCAAGACGGAGCUCCUCUUCCUCCCGGGGAAGGACUGCCCGUUCCAUGAUCUCGCCAUCACGGUUGACAACUCCAUUGUGUCCUCCUCCCAGAGCGCUAAGAACCUUGGCGUGAUCCUGGACAACACCCUGACGUUCUCAACUAACAUCAAGGCGGUGUCCCGUUCCUGUAGGUUCAUGCUCUACAACAUCCGCAGAGUACGACCCUGCCUCACACAGGAAGCGGCGCAGGUCCUAAUCCAGGCACUUGUCAUCUCCCGUCUUGACUACUGCAACUCGCUGUUGGCUGGGCUCCCUGCCUGUGCCAUUAAACCCCUACAACUCAUCCAGAACGCCGCAGCCCGUCUGGUGUUCAACCUUCCCAAGUUCUCUCACGUCACCCCGCUCCUCCGCUCUCUCCACUGGCUUCCAGUUGAAGCUCGCAUCCGCUACAAGACCAUGGUGCUCGCCUACGGAGCUGUGAGGGGAACGGCACCUCAGUACCUCCAGGCCCUGAUCAGGCCCUACACCCAAACAAGGGCACUGCGUUCAUCCACCUCUGGCCUGCUCGCCUCCCUACCACUGAGGAAGUACAGUUCCCGCUCAGCCCAGUCAAAACUGUGGCACCGCCAUGAAGUGCGCAUGAGGAUGCCCUACAAUAUUACAUGUUUCUAA